GCCACGUGUCCGGCGGCGCGGCGCCGGGACCUGCGGCGGGACCCGCGGCGGCACCUGCGCGGCCAUGAGCGUGGGCUUCAUCGGCGCCGGGCAGCUGGCCUUCGCCCUGGCCAGGGGCUUCACGGCGGCAGGGGUCCUGGCUGCACACAAGAUCACGGCGAGCUCCCCGGACACCGACCUGCCCACCGUGAGCGGGCUGCGGAAAAUGGGCGUGAACUUCACGGUGAGCAACAAGGACACAGUGAAGAGCAGCGACGUCCUCUUCCUGGCCGUGAAGCCCCCCAUUAUCCCCUUCAUCCUGGAGGAGGUGGGCCCCGACAUCGAGGCCCGCCACAUCGUGGUUUCCUGCGCAGCCGGUGUCACCAUUAGUUCCAUCGAGAAGAAACUCUCUACCUUCUGCCCCACACCAAAAGUGAUCAGGUGCAUGACCAACACCCCUGUGAUUGUCCGGGAAGGUGCUACAGUCUAUGCCACCGGGACUCAUGCAGAUGUGGAGGAUGGAAAGCUCUUGGAACAACUGAUGGCCAGCGUAGGCUUCUGCGCCGAGGUGGAAGAGGACCUGAUAGAUGCUGUAACAGGGCUCAGUGGCAGUGGCCCUGCGUAUGCAUUCACUGCUCUGGAUGCUCUGGCGGAUGGGGGAGUGAAAAUGGGACUUCCCCGCAGGCUGGCUCUUCGACUCGGAGCACAGGCUUUGCUGGGUGCUGCCAAAAUGCUGCUAGAAUCUGAACAGCAUCCUGGUCAGCUGAAGGACCACGUCUGCUCACCUGGAGGAGCCACCAUCCAUGCCCUGCACUUCCUGGAGAGCGGUGGUUUUCGCUCACUCCUAAUCAAUGCUGUGGAGGCUUCCUGCAUCCGGACAAGGGAGCUGCAGCAUUUGGCAGACCGAGAGAAGAUCUCCCCAGCAGCCAUAAAGAAGACUUUGUUGGAUAAGGUGAAGCUGGAGUCUCCUUCUCUGUCCAUGGCAUCUGCAAACAAAGUCAGUCUGUUCACCAAUAAGAGCCCUACCAGCAAGAAGAACUGACCAGACUGCUGUAGUCUGGCUGUGCUGAACAUCAGUCUCCUCUGUUUUGUCUAAGGGAAAACACUGCAUCUGAAUGUUGAUGUUCCCCGUA
Molecule: messenger RNA, 1112 nt
Organism: Colius striatus (speckled mousebird)
Lineage: Eukaryota; Metazoa; Chordata; Aves; Coliiformes; Coliidae
Gene: PYCR1
Product: pyrroline-5-carboxylate reductase 1
Exons: 7
Coding region: 65-1021 (318 amino acids)
Biological process (GO): L-proline biosynthetic process
Molecular function (GO): pyrroline-5-carboxylate reductase activity
Source: RefSeq, a predicted model, not a curated record